Molecule: messenger RNA, 4872 nt
Organism: Notolabrus celidotus (New Zealand spotty)
Lineage: Eukaryota; Metazoa; Chordata; Actinopteri; Labriformes; Labridae
Gene: shtn3
Product: shootin 3
Exons: 17
Coding region: 245-2290 (681 amino acids)
Source: RefSeq, a predicted model, not a curated record
GGAAGAGGAGGAGGAAGAGGAGGAGGAGGAGGAGGGUCCUGUCCGCCGGCAGCAGCAGCAGCAGCAGCAGCUCCUCUCCAUCCCAUGCGUCCCGGAGAAAAAGGAUGGGCUCAGAUCCAGACAUGAUGAAGAGAUGAAGAGAUGAAGAGGUGAAGAGACUCUUUGCAGCUUAAUUUAGUUUCAGAUCAGCUCGCCUGAGAAGGAGAGGACGGAGGAGGGACUAUUUUACAAUCUUUCUUUCAUCAUGCUCCCCUGCUCAUCGUCUGCACAGAUGGAGGGAUGCGAGGAGGAGGAGAGGGGCGCGCACAUGCAAACAGAGUGCAACAGACUGACGGUGGAGAGAGACGAGGCCGAGAGACAACUGAAGCACAUCAAGAGAGUGUCUCAGAUGGUGAUUGAGGAGGUGAGCGUCCUGCAGACUCAGCUGGAGAUUGAGAAGUCGUGCCGAGAGAAUGCAGAGGCCCUGGCCACAAAGCUGAACUGUGAGAACAGGAAGCUGAAAUACUUGAGCAUGUCGUCUCGCCCGUGUUUGGACGAGCUUCUACCGAGCAUCUCCGACUGCAUCGCGCUGGAGGCGGACUCAGACGCAGACACAGCCGAGGGAAGCCCUGACAACUUCACACAGUACCAUCAGCAAGUUAAAGAGCUGAGGGAGACGGUGAGCAGCUUAUUGGAGGAGAAGAAGAAUUUCGUGUGCCAGAUUCACGAACAGCAGAGACGGAUAGAAGAGCUGACGUCACAGUCAGAGAAGGAUCAGGCCGAGAUGAAGGAGCUUCGGGAAACUGUUGAGCAACAAAGUAAAACCAUCAAGAGAUUCAACCGAGUGUCCAUGAUGGCGGCUCAGGAGUACGAUGGGAUGAAGGAGCAGCUGGACUUGGAGCAGAGCCUCAGAGUGAAAGCUGAGACGUAUGCACACGAGAUGCUGGUGAAGCAGAAGGAGGCGAACAGGCAGAGCAUGCUCCUGCUGCAGAGUGCUGAGCCCAGCGUUCAGCUGCUGAAUGCUCUGGAGGACGUCGCUGCCGUCACCAAAACCCUGGAGGAGGAGCGUCUGCAGCAUCAGCAGAAGGUGGAGAGCCUGGAGGCCCAGCUGGAGCAGAGCUGUGUGAAGAAGCAGCUGGAGGCUCUGCAGAGGCAGCUGGAGCUGCUGGAGGAGGAGAAAAAAGAGGUGGAGGGACGAGUGGAGCAGGCAGAGAAGAAGAACGUGGAGCUGCAGAGUAGAGUCCACGAGCUCCAGGAGGAGUACCAGAAGAGUGCAGCCAUCACAACCAGCACAGGACCCCCUCCCCCUGAACCUGGUGUCGCCCCACCUCCUGCCCCUCCCCCGCAGCCACCUCCUCCUCCUCCCCCUCCCCCGCCACCCCCUCCUCCUCCUCCACCCUCGAGAUGUAACCCCCUCAGCUCUCUGAUCGCCAUCAUGAGGAAGUCGUCUAAAGGAUCCAAAGCCUCUGUGAAAGCCGAGCAGCCUGCAGCUGGAGACGACGACGUGAAGGUGAAGGCGGUGAACGAAAUGAUGGAAAGGAUCAAACAUGGCGUCGUCCUGCGACCAGUUAAGAGCCAGGACAGCAAGAGAGCAGCAGCAGUAAAACCGCCUCCCGUCUGUGAGGAGAAGCAGCCGCAGGAGAGCGCCAUGGAGGAGCUGAAAGGCAUCCUGACGCAGAAGUCUAACAACAUCACUGAGAUAUUGGCGCACAGACCAGAACCUCCAGUGUUGGGGAACAACAAGGUCCCUGCAGGGACGGGGGUUUUCUGCCUCCAGGAGACGGUGAAGCGCAGCCCCAGCCGAGGCUCUCAGGAGUCUGGGCCGUCGCCGCCUGGGAAGAAGGACAGCGAGCUUGAGGUCAUCCUGAGACGCCGACGCAACAAGGCAGGAGAGGCUGGCUCUGGAGAUGAGCGGGAGGGCCAGAUGAGCCACGUCUCCUCCACAGACAGUCUGAACGGGAGACGCACAAGCACUGACUCAGGCAAGGAUCCUGAGGGGCCCAGGGUGAGCUCAGAGAGACGGGGGUCUGGACCGGGGCCCAUCGUGGCCAGGAGGAAGAGCUCCGACACGGGCAAAGCCCCCAGGGUGGGCUCCUGGCAGGAGAGGAGGUCCUGCAGCUCGCUGUCUGAGAAAGAAACGGCAGAGUCUCCGGUCAGCAACGGCUGCAUCAACAGUGUGGAGGAGGACGAUCAGAACGGGACUGAGAGGUGCGUCCAGUCCAACGGAGUCGAGCGUGCAGGACCCAAAGAGGACGCGCACGCCGCUGUCUGUGCCGGCCCGGUCAACGGCAGCACAGACGCUGAGUGCUAAGGUGGACUCUGAGGAUCCACGGCUUGUUUCUGUAAUGCAUCUUAUUGGCUGAUGUGGAAGUGAUGUCAUCGCUCAGAUCAGAAGGUGUAGGGUGUGAUCACUCAGCUGCCGUUCUAAUGAUUAAAAAAAACUUACAAAAGUCACAUGACUUACACGUUACUAAGAGGAGAUUGGCUCCUGCACUCCUUUAACACACGCUAAACAAGCUGCAUCAACGUGGCUGGAUUAUCAUCCCCGGUUAACUCUUCAGAACAUGCUUUUUGUGAACGCACCCUAACCUGCUAGGACUUUGUAGAAGCCCUGCAUCGUCUAACUGACUGUCCCCCAUCAGUCAGCGAGAGACUCUUCUCCUCAGCUUAAACUAUCUGGAGUAAAAAGAAUGAAUCAGCCGAAGUUCAGGGAUGAGCUCAGGAAGUAAAUAUCCAGAAUUUACAGAUACAUUUUCACAGGUUAAAGAGUCUUUUUCUCACGCACGGGACGUAUGCCUCCAGUCUAAAAAUCUGCACCAAGUUCUAAAAACAAAGUGUAAUGUUUAGAGCAGCUGUUACCAACCUGGAGUUUGUAUUAAUAGGACAGCUGUUUAAAAUAAUGUUGUUGGAUCAUUUCUUAAAAAUGCAUCAGAAAAGCAAAAAAGUCUGCAACGCCGUAUCACCAAAACUUGUGUUUUUUCAAGGCAGCUUUAUUUGUAUAGCGCAUUUCGUACACAAGGGCAACUCAAUGUGCUUUACAUUAAAAAGCAAAAUACACAAAAGUAGUAGAAAAAUGUUAUACAUCAAUUUCAAACCUUGAAACUUCACUCUUAAUAUUUAAUUUCUGCAUAAAGUUCUUAAUUUUUGAUGAAUUGACUUUAAUGUUUCCAUGUAAUCUGACACUUGUAAGGAUUUUAAACUCCAGUGGUUGCACAGUUCUUCCAGAGCAUUAUGUAUUUCCUCUGAGCGUUGAAAUCUCAGUAGAACUACGUGCAAGAGAAGCUAAACUACCGUGAAAAGAUCACUCGUAUUAAGAGUUUCAGGCUUCUACAUUGGCUGAUACACUGAGUUCGACUUGACCAGCUCCACAUCAGAGUUCUUCUUAGGUGCAGAAAACAAACGUGUGGAUCCUGGAGCAGCGCCGCAUUGAACUGUACGAGGGAAGCUGCACUUUUUGCACAGAACCUCAUUUUUUUCUUCAAACACUUCAACUUGUACAAUGACUGCAAAGCUUUAGGUUGAUGUUUCUUUUUCUCUGUUUGAUGCACAAAGGAUCUGUUAAAUGCCACUUUGUGUCAUCAGAAGGAAUGCACUGUACUGUUUAGAAUCCAGAUCUUCUUCUGCUUCUCCUGCAACUAACCUCCUUCACGCUCCCAGGUGGAGGCUGCCUGAUUACUGUGUGGCUGAGAGCUGUGUGUUAACUUCAGCUCCACUUGAGUCCCAGGUGUGCGGCCCCGGCUGCAGUUUGCAGGUAUUUAGAGUAUCUCAUUCACGGACUUCCUCCAUUCAGUCCGACCUCUUCCUGAGUCCAAAAGGAGCAAGGCUGAGUGAAACAACUUUGACAUCCAGGGUUGAAAUAAAAACGUCCAGAAAGCUUCUUGUACUUCUGCGGCUGAGGCUCCCGUUCAGGUUUCAGCGUGUCGACUAUCAGUGUGUGCAGCGUGUGAGGGUGGAAAUCUGACAAGUUUGGGAUUAGGAAUAAGACUUAUAGAAGCCAAACAAGAUGUUUGUGCGGUAACAGCAAAGACAGAAGCACUGUUCAUAUCCCAUCGAACAGGAAUGUCUCAGGGUCCGAUGGGACGAGAUGUGCACCCUAACUUGAAAGCCUUUUUUUUUUAAAUCUCCUGGUUUGAAGAGCAGAUACGAACAGCUUUAGGGAAUGGGGUGCUUGUGUACGUUGUCUACCUCUCCACAGACACUAAACCUCCAAACCUCCACAUCCUGACUUUAGUGGUGUGAAAUCUCCUGAGAUACUGUCCCUCCACCAGAGAUGUCUUCCACACGCCUUCCUCCACUGAGUCCUUUACGCACACACUCUGAGACGCCCUCAUUGUUUCACGAGCUCACCGUCACAUCUCACCGUGCAUUCCUUGACUUUCAUUUUUAGGGCUUACUGUCUAUAUAUAGCCUUCCUUACGUGUGAUGCAACAAAAGGAACAGUUUUAAAAAGUAUGCAAUUACAUAAGGCACAUUUGUAUGAUGCUGUCACACCUUGUCAUUCUUUCUUAUAACACAGAAUCACAUUUAAAGGUGCAUUUCUUUCCGUCUACUGGCUGUAUCUAAAUGAAAUGCAAAGGACCAGGUGUGAGACUGUUAAGCUGCACAUGAACAACCCAUCAGAGUCGUUAUUAAUACCACAGGCCUGCAAUGAUGCAUAUCCAGGCCUAACCCAGGCCUUCAGACGACCUGCAGCUGGGUGAUACGAAAACAGGUCUUUGUAUUGUGUGGAUAAAAAGUGAACUACUACUGAAGAAGGAUUUUACUGUAUCUGACAGAGUUUGCGUGACUAUAGGUAUCGUGUGUGUUUUUGGGAUAUAAAUGGAGUGGUACAAAGUUUUUUAAACAUGGAUUUUCAUUUUAGCAUCACUUGAAAUAAAUUGCAAUUCAAACUUG